CUCACACACGUGUAGACUUUGAGACACCCUAGCAGCCCGACCUGGUGGUCCUGCUCAGUUCCUUCACACAGGUCCAGCUGUACAUGCAUGUGUGCGUCUGUCCUCAACCAGAAUGCAGGACGGGAGCUGUGACCAAACGCUCCGUGUCCCCCUGGCGCCAAAGGAGCGCGGCGCGGAUGGGGUCGCUGCCGAGCUCUACCUGGACUCGCCGGCGGAGACGGGUGAGGACGGCCCCGAGGACGAGGACGCCUUCCCCGAGCUCUCGACUUUCCUCAGCCAGGAGGAGAUGGAUCGCAGCCUGGACCUGGCGUGGGAGGCCUUUUCCUCCGCGGGGGACGAAGAGGCGCCGAGCCCAGAGGCCGAGCCCCCCGCGCCCCCCCCGGGCGAAGACCCCGCCCCCCGGCCGGAAGCGCCCGGCGAUGCCCCCGGCCCUCGCAGCCCAUCGGGGGAGAGGUUUGCGUCCCCGAGGCCGUCCGUCCCGCUGUACAAGCAGGAGCGACCGCGCCUCCUCCACGAGCCGCCGGAGCUCAGCGACCGCGGUUCCACGAGCGAGUUCUGCAGCCGCGCCGCCACCUUCAUCGAGGAGCUCUCCUCCAUCUUCAGAGGUUCGGCGCGAGCGGGACAGCAGGCCGACGAGGACUCGUCGUCUCCGGACAGCGGAUACCUGUCUCCCAGGGUCCCCGCAGCGCGAACCGCCCCGGCCCUUCAGGAGACGAGCGGCGCCGGAACCGAGCCGGAGGCUCCGCCCCGUUUCACGCAGAAACUGAAGAGCCAGGAGGUGUCCGAAGGAAGUCCCAUCCGGCUCGAGUGUCGGGUAACGGGAAACCCGCGACCGGUGGUCAGGUGGUUCUGCGAGGGGCGGGAACUGCACCAUUGUCCUGACAUCCAGAUAUCGCGGGACAGAGACCUACACGCACUUGUGAUCGCCGAGGCCUUUGAGGACGACACGGGCCGCUACACCUGCGUGGCGUCCAACUGCCUGGGUGCCGACAACACGUCCGCCGAGGUCUACAUCGAAGGGGUGUCCUCCUCUGACUCAGAAGGUGAAGGACAGGUGUCCAAGAGCAAGCCAGGAGCCAUGGCACAGGGGCAGAAGAAAACCACCUCCAUGUCGCUGACCAUCCACUCUGCAUCCCCCAGGAGACCCGAGACGUCGCCCCACCGUUCUUCUCUGAUCCAGACUCUUUCCCAGCCAUUGCAUCACCGGGUCCAGAGUCCAGUUUCCUCGGUGGUGCUGGGUGGAGGAACAGCGCCCCCUGUCUUUACCAAGCUGCUGCAGGACGCACGGGCCCACGAAGGCCAGGUGGUGGUGCUGGAGUGUCGGGUUCGAGGGACGCCACCUCUCCAAGUGCACUGGUUCCGCGAGGGACAGCAGAUCCAGGACUCGCCCGAUUUCCGCAUCCUGCAGAAAAAGCCCCGGUCUGCUGCUGAACCUGAGGAGAUCUGCACUCUGGUCAUAGCAGAGACCUUCCCGGAGGAUGGCGGCCUGUUCACGUGUACCGCAACCAACCGUUUUGGCUCCUCCAGCAGCGCAGCGCAGCUGACCAUACAGCCAGCGAGCGAAGACGCGUCAGCCAACGGCGUCUCAGCGGAUGAGGGCGCGUCCUUCCCGCCCCCGCCGCCGCCGCCGCCUGCGGAGAUCGGCCUCCCGGAGGCCCCCCCCACGCCCCCAGGCGCUCAACGUCUCCACGUCAACGAGCUGGAGAUGUGGCCCAGCGUGGCGGCCCUGCAGCCCGUGCAGAUCAUCCCAUCGCAGACGCAGGUUCGAGAGACCCCCGGCAGGUGGGCCCUGGCUGACCCGCCCCCUGAUGAGGCUCCGCCCCCGAAGAAUGACCCCCCGCUGCCUACGAGGCCGAAGCCGAAACUGAAACCCGAGCAGCUGAGACAACUGCAGGAGCAGAUCCUCCUGGAGCAGCAGAUACAGCAGCUGCAGCAGAUACAGCAGCUACAGCAGCAGCACGUGGGCCCGCCCCCGUCGCCACCCCUGCCACCCCCACCAUCCUAUCAGGAGCUAGAGAACAGCGCAGAGGCUCCGCCCCCGGCAUCACCGAGCGUCGCCGACACCAUGCAGACGGCAAGCACCUUCAACUACGCCCGUCCCAAGCAGUUCAUCGCUGCACAGAGCCCAGCGGGGGGCGUCCCGCAGUCGCCGUCCUCGUCCCGGUCUCCGCCGCUGUCCUCCGGGAGGGCUGCGCUGCCUCUUUUCCAGCAGUCCCACCACAAGGGCGGCGCCGUCGAGUCGCCGGGCUCUCCCUCCUUCCCCCCUCCGCCCUCCCCAUUCCUGAGCCCCACGCUGUCCUCCCCCGGACAGGAGUUCCCUCCCCCUCCCCCUCCCCCACCGCCCCCGGCCCCGUCCAGCGGCCCCCUGUCCCCUGCGCCAUCCAACAGCCCCGUGUUCUCGUCGGCCCCGCAGUCCCCCGCCGGCUUCCUGGCCUCCGUGCUGCCGUCCCAGCCGUCGGCAGCCGCGGUUAACGCUCUGGGGUUGCCCAAGGGGAACGGCACCGCGGGAUUCGCGAGGAAAAUGAGCCGUGGCCCACGGAUCGCCUCGGACUCCGAGAUCCAGGGUUCGAAGGACGCGGUCAUCCAGGACCUAGAGAGGAAGCUGCGCUUUAAAGAGGAGCGCCUGAGCAACGGUCAGCAGAAGCUCACGUACGAGGAGAAGAUGGCCCGUCGCCUGCUGGGGGCGAACAGCGCCGCAACCGUUUUUAACGUGCAGGAAGCAGAGGAAGAGCCUGCCACACAGGAGUACAAGGUAUCGAGCUUCGAGCAGCGCCUCAUCAGCGAGAUCGAGUUCCGACUGGAGCGCUCCCCGGUGGAGGAGUCCGACGAUGACACGACGCACGAUGACGACGCCCCCGGCCAGCGGGUGGCGCCCUUCUUCGACCAGAAGCUCAGGCACUUCAAGGUGUAUGAGGGAAUGCCUGUGACCUUCACCUGCAAGGUCAUCGGGGACCCCAGGCCAAAGGUCUACUGGUUCAAGGACGGCAAGCAGAUCUCCAAGCGCAGUGAGCACUACCGCAUGAGCCGCGAAGCCGAUGGAACGUGUUCCCUGCACACUGCCGCCGCCCUGCUGGAUGACGACGGAAACUACACCAUCAUGGCCAGCAACCCUGAGGGGAGGACCAGCUGUACUGGGAGGAUGAUGGUCCAGGCUGUGAACCAGAGGGGGCGGAGCAGUCGAGCCACACCUGGACACAUUCGCAGACCCCGUUCCAGGUCCCGGGACAGCGGUGAAGACAACGACAACAUCCAGGAGCGCCAUUUCCGACCGCACUUCCUGCAGGCGCCCGGUGACCUCAUCGUCCAGGAGGGCAAGCUGUGCAGGAUGGAUUGCAAGGUGAGCGGGCUGCCCACUCCGGACCUUGUCUGGCAGCUGAACGGACAGACGAUCCGGCCGGACAGCGCCCACAAAAUGCUGGUGCGGGAGAACGGCGUGCACUCGCUCGUCAUCGAACCCGUCACCUCCUGGGACGCCGGCGUCUAUACCUGCAUCGCCAGCAACCGUGCCGGACAGAACUCCUUCAGCCUGGAGCUCAUUGUGGCAGCUAAGGAGAUCCACGAAGCCCCCGCCUUUGUGGAGAAGCUGCAGAACACGAGUGUGGCUGAUGGUUACCCCGUGCGCCUCGAGUGCCGCGUCUCUGGUGUGCCCCACCCCCAGAUCUUCUGGAAGAAGGAGAACGAGUCGCUCACCCACAACACGGAGCGGAUCAGCAUGCACCAGGACAACCACGGAUACAUCUGCAUGCUCAUCCAGCCGGCAACCAAGGAGGACGCAGGCUGGUACACGGUGUCGGCCAAGAACGAGGCGGGUAUCGUGUCCAGCACAGCGCGACUGGAUGUCCACACUCAGUGGCAACAGACCCAGACCCCGAAGCCCCGGAAGGUGCGUCCGUCAGCCAGUCGCUACGCCGCGCUCACUGAGAAGGGCCUCGACGUCAAGGCUGCGUUUUUCCCUGACUCGAACCCCCCCCACCAACCUGGGGGUCUGGUGGAGAGCGAUGACCUGUAGGUGUCUGUCAGCAAGGGGCUUCACUCCUGUGCGGGGGGGGGUGGAGGGUGAACCCCACAGUGCCCCUCGCUCCCUCAUCCGUCAUCAGCAGCACAGACUGUCCCAGUACAGGUUGGGCCCCAGGGCCCCUGGACCCUCUGUCACAUGACACAGUUAGUGGCCAGAGUGACCUGCAGGAGACCCCUCUGUGUGUGUACACACACACACACACACACACACACACACUCACACACCCCAGUUCUACUUGGUACUCUCUGGUGUUUUAGAGCACAAAAAGUGUGUGUGAAAGGAGAACAGAGCAGUGUAUCCAAACAGUGUGAGAGAGGUGUGUGUGUGAGUGUGUGUGUGGAGUGGACAGAUGGGGGGGCAGGUGAGCAGACAGUACAGACGAAUGUCGCCGAUGGUGGAGGGCGGGUGUGAGGAGAGACGGGGUAUGAAAUGUGCGUGUGCCGUAGGGGGCUGUGAUGAAGACGAUGGUGACGAUGAUGGAGCCAAGUUCAUGCCUUACUCUAUUUUUACUCUUCCACGACUGUGCCGAUGUCAGGGUCCAAGGAGGGCGGUCAUCUCUAAUUCCUUCAUCUGGAGCCCCUCCUGCCCUUUCCUCUCACACAAAGUAGUUUAUUAAUGUUUUUGUUUGUUCCGUUACUGUCAGUCUGGUUUGGGUUCACAUCCCUCCACACAUGGAGGGCCUUUGCCAGCCGCAGGGGCACUUAAAUUAUUGCUAUUCAUACAGCCGUGCGCAUAUUGUACUCCGAGGUGCUUCUAUUUGAAAGACUUUGUAAAGGAUCUACAGGUCUCUCUUUCGCUCACUCACACUCACACACACAGACACAAACACACACACACAGUAGGGCUUUGGAGGCCCGAAACCUUGUAUCAGUUAUAUGUAAGACUCCAAAAACGUGUGUAUUGAACAAUUAUCUCAGUGUAUGUAAACAUACGCGUUCUGUACCACUGACACACACUGGUGCAUUUCCGCACUUCCUUCUUCUCGCAAGUCUUUUCCUGUAUAUGGAUUGUAUCUUACUUUGCUUUACCAGUUACAAUAAAAUCUGUGGAACUGA
Messenger RNA from Scleropages formosus (Asian bonytongue), 5073 nucleotides. RefSeq names its product palladin, cytoskeletal associated protein (gene palld). The coding region runs from base 113 to 4009 and encodes 1298 amino acids. The transcript is spliced from 21 exons. The record is from RefSeq and is a predicted model, not a curated record. NCBI's taxonomy places the organism in Eukaryota, Metazoa, Chordata, Actinopteri, Osteoglossiformes, Osteoglossidae. Gene Ontology annotation, molecular function: protein kinase activity.